AUGGACUCACUCAUCCAAGAGAAUAUCUCCCUGAAGGCCGAAAUCGCACGUCUGAACUCCAGCAUAUCAGCAAAAGACGCCGACGGCCUCGACCUCGCCCUUCAAAUCCGCUUCAAAGCGCACGAACUCGCUACCAUGACCAAAACCAUCGCCAUGCAGCGCGCACUCCUUGCCUCUCAAGAUCAAGAGAAGGACACAUUGAAGGCAUGGCUCGAAUCCGCUUCGUGCCAGAGCGCCUGUCAUGAAGGGUCGUAUAACAAACUGCGCGCUGCUAUGGCGAGGAGGGUCCAGGCUGAUGGUGAGAGGAUUGCGAAGUUGGAGACGGAGGUGGGGGAUUGGCAGGAUACAUGGAUGGAGGAACGGUGUCAGUAUGAAGACCUGCUUGAGGGGUUAGGCGUAUGGUAG
Molecule: messenger RNA, 405 nt
Organism: Parastagonospora nodorum SN15
Lineage: Eukaryota; Fungi; Ascomycota; Dothideomycetes; Pleosporales; Phaeosphaeriaceae
Exons: 1
Coding region: 1-405 (134 amino acids)
Source: RefSeq, a predicted model, not a curated record